This is a messenger RNA of Plasmodium gallinaceum, 1362 nucleotides long. Its product is annotated as alpha tubulin 1, putative. Gene Ontology annotation, cellular component: cytoplasm; microtubule. The transcript is spliced from 3 exons. Lineage: Eukaryota; Apicomplexa; Aconoidasida; Haemosporida; Plasmodiidae. Gene Ontology annotation, biological process: mitotic cell cycle; microtubule cytoskeleton organization. The record is from RefSeq and is a predicted model, not a curated record. Gene Ontology annotation, molecular function: structural constituent of cytoskeleton; GTP binding. The coding region runs from base 1 to 1362 and encodes 453 amino acids.
AUGAGAGAAGUAAUAAGUAUUCAUGUAGGACAAGCUGGUAUACAAGUGGGAAAUGCGUGCUGGGAAUUAUUUUGUCUAGAGCAUGGAAUACAACCUGAUGGUCAAAUGCCUUCCGACAAAGCUGCUAGAGCAAAUGAUGAUGCUUUUAAUACUUUUUUUUCAGAGACUGGAGCAGGCAAACAUGUUCCACGUUGUGUUUUUGUUGAUUUAGAGCCAACUGUCGUAGAUGAAGUAAGAACUGGAACAUAUCGUCAAUUAUUCCAUCCUGAACAAUUAAUAUCAGGAAAAGAAGAUGCUGCAAAUAAUUUUGCAAGAGGUCAUUACACAAUAGGUAAGGAGGUCAUAGAUGUAUGUUUAGAUAGAAUAAGAAAAUUAGCUGAUAAUUGCACAGGUCUACAAGGAUUUUUAAUGUUUAGUGCUGUUGGUGGUGGUACAGGAAGCGGUUUUGGGUGUUUAAUGUUAGAAAGAUUAUCAGUUGAUUAUGGAAAAAAAUCAAAAUUAAAUUUUUGCUGCUGGCCUUCUCCUCAAGUUUCAACUGCUGUAGUAGAGCCAUAUAACUCAGUUUUAUCAACACAUUCUUUAUUAGAGCAUACUGAUGUUGCUAUUAUGCUUGAUAAUGAAGCUAUUUAUGAUAUAUGUAGAAGAAAUUUAGAUAUAGAAAGACCAACUUAUACAAAUUUAAAUAGAUUAAUAGCUCAAGUGAUUUCUUCAUUAACAGCAUCAUUAAGAUUUGAUGGUGCAUUAAAUGUUGAUGUAACAGAAUUUCAAACUAAUCUAGUACCAUAUCCUCGUAUUCACUUUAUGUUAUCCUCGUAUGCACCAGUUGUAAGUGCUGAAAAAGCAUACCAUGAGCAAUUGUCAGUAUCAGAAAUUACCAAUUCAGCAUUUGAGCCAGCAAACAUGAUGGCAAAAUGUGAUCCUAGACAUGGUAAAUAUAUGGCUUGUUGUUUAAUGUACAGAGGAGAUGUAGUACCAAAAGAUGUAAAUGCAGCUGUUGCCACUAUAAAAACAAAAAGAACUAUUCAGUUUGUUGACUGGUGUCCUACUGGAUUUAAAUGUGGUAUUAAUUAUCAACCACCUACUGUUGUUCCAGGAGGUGAUUUAGCAAAAGUUAUGAGAGCAGUUUGUAUGAUUAGUAAUUCUACCGCUAUUGCUGAAGUAUUUUCAAGAAUGGACCAAAAGUUUGAUUUAAUGUAUGCAAAAAGAGCUUUUGUUCAUUGGUAUGUGGGAGAAGGUAUGGAAGAAGGGGAAUUUAGCGAAGCAAGAGAAGAUUUAGCUGCCUUAGAAAAAGAUUAUGAAGAAGUAGGCAUAGAAUCAAAUGAAGGUGAAGGAGAAGAUGAAGGAUAUGAAGCAGAUUAUUAA